AUGGGUGUCCACUCCAACUCAGAUUCUCACACAUUCAAAUUUCCAAACAUCAGCCUCUGCGAUUCCCACGGCCACGAACAUCACACCGUCGUCUCCGACCUCGACGGAACGCUGCUCAUCGGCCGGAGCUCCUUCCCUUACUUCGCAUUAGUCGCUUUCGAGGUCGGAGGAAUUCUAAGGCUUCUUUUCCUUCUUCUUCUCUCCCCAAUCGCAGGAAUUCUGUAUUACUUCAUCUCCGAAUCCGCCGGCAUUCAGGUCCUCAUAUUCGCGACGUUCGCCGGAAUCAGAGUGUCGGAAAUCGAGUCCGUGGCUCGCGCUGUUUUGCCGAAGUUUUACUCCAGCGACUUGCAUCCGGACACGUGGCGCGUGUUCUCGGCGUGCCGGAGGAAAUGUGUACUUACCGCGAAUCCUCGGAUUAUGGUGGAGCCAUUUUUGAAAGAGUAUUUGGGAGCAGAUGUUGUUACUGGGACUGAAAUUGAUGAGUUUAGAGGCAGAGCCACGGGGUUCGUUUCCGUGCCUGGAAUUCUUGUUGGUAAUAAUAAGGCCUUUGCACUUAAGGAAGUGUUUGGGGAUGAUUUUAGACCUGAAAUUGGGAUUGGGGACAGGAAAACUGAUAUCCCUUUUAUGAAAUUGUGCAAGGAAAGCUAUAUGGUUCCGAAGGAAUCGGGAAUCCAGCCGGUCGGUCCGGACAAGUUGCUGAAACCGAUCGUGUUCCACGACGGCCGGCUUGUGCAGAAACCGGGUCCGGUCAGGGCACUUUUGAUCAUUUUAUGGAUUCCGGUCGGGUUCAUCCUGGCCUGUCUGCGGAUGGCCGCCGGAGCACUGCUGCCGAUGUCCAUCGUGUACUAUGCAUUCAGGGCGCUGGGAGUCAGCGUCACGAUUCGCGGCAGUCCGCCGCCGCCGGCGGAGAAAUCCGCAGGCCGGACCGGUGUCCUUUUUGUUUGCUCGCACCGGACGCUUCUCGACCCGAUUUUUCUCUCGACCGCGCUCGGCCGGCCGAUUCCGGCGGUUACCUAUUCGCUGUCCCGGCUCUCGGAGAUUAUCUCCCCCAUAAAAACGGUCCGGCUGAGCCGGGACCGGGUCAGGGAUGCCGACAUGAUUAAGAAGCUUUUACAGGAAGGGGAUUUGGUGAUCUGCCCGGAGGGGACGACGUGCCGUGAACCGUUUUUGCUCCGUUUCUCGGCGCUGUUCGCGGAGCUGACGGACGAGAUCGUGCCGGUCGCGAUGUCGAACCGGAUGAGCAUGUUCCACGGCACGACGGCGCGUGGGUGGAAGGGGAUGGAUCCGUUUUAUUUUUUCAUGAACCCUAGGCCGGGUUACGAGGUGACGUUUUUGAAGAAGUUGCCGGCGGGAUUGACGUGCGGCGGCGGCGGGCAGUCGGGGCAGGAGGUGGCGAAUUAUAUACAGAGGAUGAUAGCGGCGACGGUGUCGUACGAGUGCACGGGGUUCACCCGGAAGGAUAAGUACAGGGCGCUCGCCGGAAAUGAUGGCAGCGUGGCGGCGGCGAAGGCGGCGAAGUCGAAAGUGAUGGGAUGCUGAUUUUGAUGGAAGGGAAUUGUAUGGAAAUUAUGGCUUACUUUAGGUUUAGGGAUGUAGGUGGAUAGGCCAUAGGCUUGUCUUGUUUGAUGGUACUUAGGAUUUUACGAAUGCCCCUAGUGAACUUAGUUUGAAAGGCGUGUAAUAAUUGUCUGUAUCUAUG
Andrographis paniculata is the source of this 1699-nucleotide messenger RNA. RefSeq names its product glycerol-3-phosphate acyltransferase RAM2-like. Gene Ontology annotation, cellular component: membrane. The record is from RefSeq and is a predicted model, not a curated record. Gene Ontology annotation, biological process: cutin biosynthetic process. Gene Ontology annotation, molecular function: glycerol-3-phosphate 2-O-acyltransferase activity; phosphatase activity. The transcript has 2 exons. Bases 1 to 1539 code for a protein of 512 amino acids. Lineage: Eukaryota; Viridiplantae; Streptophyta; Magnoliopsida; Lamiales; Acanthaceae.